CCGUUCUUUUUUGUUUUUUCGUCAGCGAACGAUUUCUGAUCUUUUUGAUGUGGAUCAUGUUUUAAAUGAUUGAAAUUAAAUUAAAAUAAAUAAUUUUGCCACGUUACUUUUAAAACAUUUGUGCUAAAGAAAAAUCGUAGAUCAAUCAACAUGGCCCCAGCUGUCAAAAAAGAAAAAGUCAAGAAACCCAAGGUCAAACGUACCCCUAUCCAAUGCGUCCAAGUUUUCGGCAGGAAGAAAACCGCCACUGCAGUUGCUUACUGCAAAAGAGGAAACGGUAAUUUACGUGUGAACGGCAGACCUUUGGAAAUGAUUGAACCUAAAAUGUUGCAAUACAAACUGCAAGAACCGAUCCUUCUUUUGGGUAAAGAAAAAUUCGCUGGCGUUGAUAUGAGGAUCCGUGUAAACGGUGGUGGUCACGUUGCUCAAAUCUAUGCCAUCAGACAGGCUAUUUCGAAAGCUCUUGUAGCAUAUUAUCAGAAAUACGUUGACGAAGCUAGCAAGAAAGAAAUUAAAGACGUAUUGAUUCAAUAUGACAGAACUCUAUUAGUCGCCGAUCCUAGACGCUGCGAAUCCAAAAAGUUCGGUGGUCCAGGUGCCAGAGCAAGAUACCAGAAAUCUUAUCGUUGAUAUUCAUUUUAUAUUAUUUUCAAUAAAUAUUGAAACAAUUUAU
This is a messenger RNA of Planococcus citri (citrus mealybug), 673 nucleotides long. It is a transcript of the gene RpS16, whose product is annotated as ribosomal protein S16. Bases 151 to 630 code for a protein of 159 amino acids. Gene Ontology annotation, cellular component: ribosome; cytosolic small ribosomal subunit. The record is from RefSeq and is a predicted model, not a curated record. Gene Ontology annotation, molecular function: structural constituent of ribosome; RNA binding. Gene Ontology annotation, biological process: translation; maturation of SSU-rRNA from tricistronic rRNA transcript (SSU-rRNA, 5.8S rRNA, LSU-rRNA). Lineage: Eukaryota; Metazoa; Arthropoda; Insecta; Hemiptera; Pseudococcidae. The transcript is spliced from 5 exons.